Molecule: messenger RNA, 754 nt
Organism: Phragmites australis (common reed)
Lineage: Eukaryota; Viridiplantae; Streptophyta; Magnoliopsida; Poales; Poaceae
Exons: 4
Coding region: 139-432 (97 amino acids)
Source: RefSeq, a predicted model, not a curated record
UCUCCGUUUGCUCCAACCAGUUCAGAGCUCAGAUUCCAGCGGCGGCGGCUAUCUAGAGCUUUUUCUUCCCCCGUUUUGCUGCACCGGAAAAAAAUAAGAAGAAAAAACUCGGGCGUCUCAACUCUCAAGAACCAAAUCAUGGAAGGAGGAGGCAGCAACACGCCCUUCUCCAGCACCGGCACCACCACCCUCCCCACCACCCCUUCUUCUACUGCGGCUGAUUCUGCUAGCAAGCAGAACGAGUUAAAAAAUGGGGAUAAGGAUGCUGCCAUUGAUGCUGAAAUAGCGAGACUGAACAAGCUGCCAGCCCAUAGUUCAUACGCGAUACACCGCAUGAAGGUGCUAAACAAACUUCGUCAUCUGAUGUCUAUCAAGAGAUCCACGUCUCAAGAUGAGGAGCUUGAACUUCUUUUUGCAAGCCUUUCCAUCUAAAGUCUAUCCCCAAUAUGUCGAUAUUUUAACCCUGGCGAGCACACUGUUUUGACAUUUCUACUAUUUUGUUGUUCCCUCCCAUAACAUAUUUCCAAUAGUUUUUGAGUCCGAGGAGAUCCCAACUUCUCUGUAUCAAAAAAUGUUGGGAACUUGUCAGGGUGUGGCGUGUUAUGUUCCUCUUGACCUGGACGAUAUGUAAUGGUGAAUUAUAUCAUAUACAUGUAAUCAGUUGUAUACAAAUGGGCGCUUGUAACCCAUAACUGGACUUGCUAUUGCGGACAAGUAUUAAUUCCACUAAAUAAUCAUGGCAUUGGUUGUUGCA